Zea mays is the source of this 2807-nucleotide messenger RNA. RefSeq names its product Protein ENHANCED DISEASE RESISTANCE 2. Gene Ontology annotation, molecular function: lipid binding. The transcript is spliced from 22 exons. The record is from RefSeq and is a predicted model, not a curated record. The coding region runs from base 267 to 2507 and encodes 746 amino acids. Lineage: Eukaryota; Viridiplantae; Streptophyta; Magnoliopsida; Poales; Poaceae.
AAUCAAUUAAUUAUUAAUUAAUGUCAGAGACUUAUACAAAUCACAAUAGCUGCUAGCCUGUUACUGCAGGCCUCUCUCUCUCUGUCCUCUCCCCAGCCCGCCUCCGCUUCUCGCCGGACUCCGGCCGCCGCCCGCAACCUGUGCCUAGGGCUCCCGCUUCCGCCACACCUGCGCACUCGGCCCCGGAGACGGCUCCUUGACGAGAGGCCUGUGGGAGGAGUUGCAGCUGGGACGCCCGGUCGGACUUGCGUCUCCGCAGCUGGGAGAUGCUCAGCUCGUCGGCGUCCAGGAGGGACGCCGCGAGGAGCGGCGCGGAGCUCCCUCGGCCGCACGCGGUGGCAGGGAUGGCGCGGAGCGGGGAGCUGCCCAAGGGCGCCCCCUCCGCGACGGCCCCUGAUGCGGUGCGGUGCGAGGGAUGGAUGGUGCGCCACGGCCGGAGGAAGAUCGGGAGGUCCUUCUUCCACACGCGCUACUUCGUCCUCGACAACGGCGUGCUCGCGUACUACAAGAAGAAGCCGAGGGACCACAUGAUCCCACUCAAGUCAAUUAUUAUUGAUGGAAAUUGCAGAGUGGAGGAUAGAGGGCUUAAAACACAUCAUGGUCAAAUGAUUUAUUUGCUAUGCAUUUACAACAAGAAAGAAAAGGAGAACCAAAUCACGAUGGGUGGAUACGAUAUUGAAGAUGCCCUAGCCUGGAAGAGGAAGAUAGAGCUUCUGAUUGAUCAGGAUACUACGACAGCUAAAAACCAUAAAGCUUUUGCUUCGUUGGACUUUGAUAUAGAUCUUGGAGGACCAUUUUCGUUCUCUGACCAUGACAGCGGACCCGAAGAUGAAGAAGAGCCCCGACCCACCUUGCUUCGCAGGACAACUAUAGGGAAUGGCCCUCCUGAUUCUGUACUUGAUUGGACCAAAGAGGCUGACAGUGGGCUGUCAAAUCAGAAUGCCACCAGUCAGGCUUACUCCAGAAAGAACUGGAGGCUUCUUAGAUGCCAGAAUGGAUUGCGCAUCUUUGAAGAACUUGUGGAGGUUGAAUACCUUGCAAGAAGCUAUAGUCGAGCAAUGAGGGCUGUAGGAGUGGUGGAAGCCUCAUGCGAGGCCAUUUUUGGGCUUGUAAUGAGCAUGGAUGCAUCACGAUAUGAAUGGGAUUGUAGCUUCCAAUAUGGGAGUUUAGUUGAAGAGGUCGAUGGUCAUACUGCAAUACUGUACCAUCGUCUACAACUGAACUGGUUUUCAAUGUUGGUCUGGCCACGAGAUCUUUGUUAUGUACGCUAUUGGCGGCGCAACGAUGAUGGAAGCUAUGUUGUGCUGUUUCGAUCUACCGAAAAUCAGAACUGUGGGCCUCAACCAGGAUUUGUGAGAGCUUCUAUCGAAAGUGGAGGUUUCAAGAUUUCCCCUCUCAAAAGCCUCAAUGGGAGGCCCCGCACUCAAGUUCAACACCUUAUGCAGAUUGAUGUUAGGGGAUGGGGCGUGAACUAUUUACCAUCAUUCCAGUACUACUCUUUGCUGCAGAUGCUGAACUGUGUUGCUGGAUUGCGUGAAUAUUUUUCGCAAACAGAUGAAAUUCAUACAGUUCCAAGGAUUCCGGUGAUGCAUACCAUGGUUAAUGCGGCCUCAAUGAAAAAGGACCAAAACCUUCAAGAACCAGACUCGAAGACCAAACAAGCUGAUAACAAACAUUUGGAUAUGGUAGAUGAAGAGUCGGAAGAUGAUGAUGACUAUCAAGUUCCUGAUGCUGAUGUGGAGGAAGAACCUACCAAAUCUGACAGUGAUGCUAAGAACUCAGACCCAAUAGAUUUGUCUUGGUUUUCGGGCAUUAUUCGUCAGGAUACAAAUGAGAAAAGUCGUAACUGUUGGGCAGUGCCUGAUAGCAAGAUCUUUAAAGUUCGUAGCAAGAACUUUCCACAUGACAAAUCAAAGGUACCAGCAGGUAAGUAUCUAAUGGAGCUCGUAGCAGUUGACUGGUUUAAGGACGCCAAGCGCAUGGAUCAUGUCGCUAGGCGGAAAGGAUCUGCGGUUCAGGUUGCCGCUGAGAAGGGAAUGUUCACUUUCCUGGUAAACAUACAAAUUCCUGGACCAAGUCAUUACAGCUUGGUCCUUUAUUUUGUCUCAAACUCCUUGAAGAAAGGAUCGCUGUUGCAGCGUUUUGCCGAUGGUGAUGAUGAUUUUAGAAACAGCAGACUGAAGCUUAUCCCAUCUGUUCCAAAGGGGUCUUGGAUAGUGCGGCAAAGUGUUGGAAGCACACCUUGCUUGCUGGGGAAAGCCGUGGACUGCAGCUAUUUGCGUGGUCCUGACUACUUAGAAGUGGAUGUAGAUAUCGGUUCGUCCGCGGUAGCCAACGGGGUCCUGGGCUUGGUGUUUGGCGUUGUUACCACCUUGGUAGUCGACAUGGCGUUUCUUAUACAGGCAAACACGUACGACGAGCUCCCAGAGCAGCUCCUAGGCGCUGCGCGGCUGUCACACAUCGAACCUUCUGCGGCCGUGUAUCCUGUCCUUGACAACAUUUCCUGAACGGGACGGACAAAUCAACCUGUGCAGAUUCUUUCGUUCUUUCCGUCCGCCCCGCCACAAAAAGGCUCUCCCAAUUUGUUCAGCCACUGCAGCAUUGUGCAGCUCGAUACAUUUGAGGUUCAGACAGACAGACUGCAGCAGUCCACAAGUGCCUUGUACCCUUCAUACAGUUUUGCCAUUUUUUUAGGUCUUUUCUUUUACAUUUUACUUUACUCGGUGUAGUUUGAGCUUCCUACAGAUAUUGUAAUGCAAUAGACACAUCAAAGUGAGAUAUACAGAUACAGCAUGGUUCAGAAACAA